This is a messenger RNA of Trichoderma citrinoviride, 953 nucleotides long. Its product is annotated as ribosomal protein S7. Gene Ontology annotation, biological process: rRNA processing; ribosomal small subunit biogenesis; translation. The record is from RefSeq and is a predicted model, not a curated record. Gene Ontology annotation, cellular component: small-subunit processome; 90S preribosome; ribosome. Gene Ontology annotation, molecular function: structural constituent of ribosome. The coding region runs from base 106 to 711 and encodes 201 amino acids. Lineage: Eukaryota; Fungi; Ascomycota; Sordariomycetes; Hypocreales; Hypocreaceae. The transcript is spliced from 4 exons.
AAACGUGAGCAGGGCACGAAAACCCCAAUUUAGCGAACAAUUUCCCAAGUGCGCCAUGUCACGAUCUCACUCAUCCAACUCCCUCGUUGAGCAUCAGCAGACAAGAUGAGCGCCAUCAACAAGAUCGCCGCCAACAGCCCCUCGAGGCAAAACCCCUCCGAGCUUGAGCAGAACAUUGCUCAGGCUCUCUUCGACCUGGAGAGCAACACUGCCGACCUCAAGGUUGCCCUGCGACCUCUGCAGUUUGUCUCUGCCCGUGAGAUCGAAGUUGGCCACGGCAAGAAGGCUAUCGUCAUCUUUGUCCCCGUCCCUUCCCUGCAGGGCUUCCACCGUGUUCAGCAGCGCCUGACCCGUGAGCUGGAGAAGAAGUUCUCCGACCGCCACGUCCUCAUCCUGGCCGCUCGCCGCAUCCUCCCCCGCCCUAAGCGCUCCGCCCGCUCCCGCAACACCCAGAAGCAGAAGCGCCCUCGUUCCCGCACCCUGACCGCUGUCCACGACGCCAUCCUGUCCGAUCUCACCUACCCCGUCGAGAUCGUCGGCAAGCGCGUCCGCACCAAGGAGGACGGCAGCAAGACCCUCAAGGUCAUCCUCGACGAGAAGGAGCGCGGUGGCGUCGACUACAGGCUCGACACCUACUCUGAGGUCUACCGACGAUUGACCGGCCGCAACGUCAACUUCGAGUUCCCCCAGACCGGUGCCACCGAGUUCUAGACUAGUUGAUACCAAAGAAAAAAGUUAAUCUAACUGGCAUUCACAUAAAGAUUUGAGACAUAAUCUUUCUUUCCUCUUUCCGGGGUCAUUUGGGAGCAUAAAAAUGCGUUGCUUUGUUUGAAGAAGCAUCGGUGGGUUGGUCAACAUUUUGGGCUUGGCGUCUGAUAUCAAGGUAGCUUUUCGUUGAAAUGAUAUAAAGCUGCUGGCAUGAUUUGAUCAAUUCACUUCUCAUGGCAUCCUCU